Molecule: messenger RNA, 1062 nt
Organism: Nicotiana attenuata
Lineage: Eukaryota; Viridiplantae; Streptophyta; Magnoliopsida; Solanales; Solanaceae
Exons: 3
Coding region: 1-1062 (353 amino acids)
Source: RefSeq, a predicted model, not a curated record
AUGGGGGAGGGAAGGCGAGGUUGUGGUGUGAAUUUGGGCCUGAUUGGCCGCCGAUCGCCGUCGUGGGCCAUUUCCGGCGGGCGGUGCACGGUGGCCCAAGGGGGCGUUAUAUCUGAGUGUGUGAAGGUUGUGAGAGACGGCUUGGGGGUGACGGCGAACUUGGUUAGGGAGGUAGCGCGGGAUGUGCUCGGGGUAGCCAAGGGCUAUUCAGGCAGACAUCAAGGUGACUGGUGGUGGAACGAUGUAGUCCAAGGAAAAGUGGAGGCGAAGAAGGCGGCGUUUGCUAAGUUGGCAGGGAGCUCAAGCGAGGAAGAAAGAAGAGUCAACAGGGAGUACUACAAGGUGGCGAGGAAGGAAGCGAAGCUGGCGGUCACGGAAGCAAAAAAUGCGGCGUUUGGUCGCAUGUACGAGGAAUUGGGGGAGAAAGGCGGGGACAGGAAGUUAUUCAGGUUGGCUAAAGUGAGGGAGAGGAAGGCGCGGGAUCUAGACCAAGUUAGGUGCAUCAAGGACGAGGAUGGUAGAGUUCUGAUGGGGGAGUCUCAAGUCAAGCAGAGGUGGCAGGCGUACUUUCGAGACCUGCUUAAUAAGGAGGGGGAUCGAGACGUAGAGCUAGGGGAGUUAGGGAAUUCAGAGUGUCAUAGAGACCUUGAGUACUGCAGGCGCAUUAGGGUGGAGGAGGUCGUGGGGGCUUUGCAUAGGAUGAGUAGGGGUCGAGCGACCGGGCCAGACGAAAUCCCGGUGGAGUUCUGGAAAUGCAUAGGUAGGCCAGGAGUAGAGUGGUUGUCCAGGUUGUUCAAUGUGAUCUUCAGGACUAAGAGGAUGCCGGAGGAGUGGAGGUGGAGUACAGUGGUGACGUGUAUAAGAACAAAGGGGAUAUCCAGUGUUGUAACAACUAUAGGGUUCGGUUUCAUGCCGGGCCGCUCCACUACAGAAGCUAUCCACCUUGUUAGGAGAUUGGUGGAACACUUCAGGGAUAAGAAGAAGGACCUGCACAUGGUGUUUAUCGACUUGGAGAAGGCGUACGACAAGGUCCCAAGGGAGGUGCUAUGGAGGUGUCUGUAG